UUAGUGAAGAAGUUCUCACACUUCACCAUUGAAUUCUCUGAAACUAUUCUCAAACUUUGUGUGUCAAAGCUUCUAGUUUAAGUGCCUUUUGCCUACAUACAUUAUGUGGUAUUAUCGCUGCAAAAUUGCAUCCAUUCAUAAAUGGUCGAAAGGAAUUACUCUUCUUCGAGGCGCGACAGCUGCUACAUUCAUAUAUACACCUAAGGCCUACUAUGGUGAUUAUAUGUGCUCUAAAGAUAAGAAAAAUCCUGAUAUUCCAGUGGCUAAGUGCAUUUCUAAAUAUUUCAUUAAGCCAAACCACGAGGUUGAGGAAUCAAAACAACACUAUCAUUUAGCUCCUCAUGAUCUCUCAUUGCUUUCUUCCCACCACAUACAAUUUGGUCUCCUAUUCAACAAACCAUCACACACAAAAAAUCAAGCCUUUUCGAUCCAAUUGUUCCUUGAAAGGCUAAAGAAAUCUCUUUCUCUCACCCUCGAUCAUUUCUACCCACUAGCAGGUCGGCUUGUCACCGAGGUAGAUGAGGACAAGCAUGAAAGCAUAGUGUAUGUAGAUUGUAACAAGGGUCCUGGGGCUAGAUUCAUUCAUGCCGCUUUAGAUAUGACCAUUUCUGAUAUUCUCUCACCAAAAAAUGUUCCUUUAGUAGUUCAGUCAUUUUUUGACCUCAAUGAAGAGACUGUGAACUACGACGGAAGUUCAAAACCUUUGUUGACGGUUCAGGUCACUGAAUUACUGGAUGGUAUAUUUAUCGCUUGUUCGGUAAACCAUUGUAUUACAGAUGGAAUUUCAUACUGGCACUUUUGGAACAUAUGGUCUGAGAUACAUAGAGGAAAUAAUGAUGAAAACCAUAUAAUUUGUGAGUCACAUCUGCCUGUCUACACCCGUUGGUAUCCUGAUGGGCAUGGUCCUAACCCGUUCCGGAUUCCCUUCACUCACCCAGAUGAAUUUGUAAGAAAAAUUAAACCUCCUCAACUUAGUGAUCGGAUAUUCCAUUUCUCAUCUGAGUCUAUAGCAAGGUUAAAAGUCGUAGCAAACGAGCAAGGUUAUGCAAAAAAUAUAUCUUCUUAUCAGUCCUUGUGCGCUCUUGUUUGGAGGUCAACGGUUAGAGCAAACCGCCUAUGCCACGAUCAAAUUAUCCAUAAUCACUUGAUGGCGAACAACAGGCAUAAAUUAGACCCACCUUUACCAAAGUAUUAUUUUGGUAACUUUUUUCAGCCAUUUACAACAAGUGUUACAGUGGGUGAAUUACUUGAAAAUGAUUUGGGAUGGGCAGCCUCAUUGCUGCACCAGUCUGUGGUAAGUCUCAAUGACAAGACUGUGCGCGGAUUUGUCAACGAAUGGUUGAAGUCUCCAUUUUUUUACUACCAUGCCGAGGGACUUGACCGCAGCAAUGUAGCAGUGGCAAAUUCACCAAAAUUUGACAUGUAUGGUAACGAAUUCGGGUUAGGGAAAGCAAUAGCUUUUCGUACCGGACAUGGAAACAAGGGUGUUGGGUUGGUGUUUGCUUGCCCGGGAAGCGAAGGAGGAGGAAGUGUGGAUCUAGAGAUAUGUUUGCCACCUGAUUCGAUGGAUGCUCUCGAAUUAGAUAAGGAAUUCAUGGCCUUUGUUUCAUUGCCAUAGUAAUAAGGAUAUAUGGAUUAAUUAAGGUACGGUCUAUAAAUAAAGAAUUAUGUGCAUGGAGUGUUAUUUUGGGUAACAGAAGCGUUGUUAAUUUCUUCUCUUAUUGUUGAUUUUUUAGUUUUUCACUUUGUUCUCCAGUUGUUUGAAUAAUUUUGUGAGUUUAUAUCUUCCUUAACGUUUUUGAUAUACACGUACAUACACUUGUCAAUAUAUAUUAUACAAAGUAUUAUGAUUGCCAUUAUUG
This is a messenger RNA of Chenopodium quinoa (quinoa), 1862 nucleotides long. RefSeq names its product protein ENHANCED PSEUDOMONAS SUSCEPTIBILTY 1-like. Lineage: Eukaryota; Viridiplantae; Streptophyta; Magnoliopsida; Caryophyllales; Amaranthaceae. Bases 104 to 1618 code for a protein of 504 amino acids. The transcript has 2 exons. The record is from RefSeq and is a predicted model, not a curated record.